CCCAGAAGCAAGCCUUAUCACAAGGUUCUUUGGAGCAGAUUGUGUGACUCUCCCAUACACUCCAUGGCUACAUGGGGAAUCAAACCUUUGCCUCCAGUGUCAUAGUCCAAAUAAAACAUCACACUACAUUAUUUUAUACUACACAUGCAAAUGUGAGGAGAUCAAUAGGUACUGCUUCAAUGGGAAGGUAAUGGCACUUUUUGUUCCUUGUGUGCAUUGCAAUUGUCUUCUGACCAUGCAAUGACCAAAAGUUCCCUUCAGAGCCCACUUUGAAAGCCCUAUAUUAUGGCCAUUUUGAGUUAUUGUUGAGUGAAGGGAUCAGUAAUAUCACAUCCUACUAUUUUUCCUUUGGCAGGAUAUGCCACAUAGACAUUGCCUGUAUGGACACCUCAAGGAGGUGUCUGCUUAUGCCCACCAUGGUGUCUCCAGGUAUAGGAAAAUAGCAGGAUGCAUCAACUCAUGGCUUACAAGGUGGGUUAGAGUGGGCAACCUCGACAAAAGUAUCUACAGAGACUUAGCAAUGUACGACACAUACAUCACAAGCCUGGGGGCCGGGCUGUGGCGCAGGCUGGUGAGCAGCCUGCUGCAAUAAAUCACUCUGACCAUGAGGUCAUGAGUUUGAGGCCAGCCUGUGGCGAGGUGAGCACCCGUCAAUUAAAAAAUAAAAAAAUAGCCCCUGCUUGUUGCUGACCUAGCAAUCCGAAAGAUAGUUGCAUCUAUCAAGUAGGAAAUAAGGUACCACUUAUAAAGUGGGGAGGCAAAUUUAACUAAUUUACGACGUUGCAAUGAGGAAAUGCUGUCACAGUUGAUGAUGAAGCAGCUGCUCCUCCCUGUGACCAGAAUCGAACAUCCCCUCAGGAGAAGGUUAAAUUACCUCUGUGUCUGUCUCUGUCUCGGUUCUAUGCGUAUAUGGGCAUUGAAUGUUUGCCCUAUGUGUAUAUAAUGUGAUCCGCUCUGAGUCCCCUUUGGGGUGAGAAGGAGGGAAUAUAAAUACUGUAAAUGAUUAAAUAAAUAAAUAUAUUUGCAUCCCAACUACUUGCUAAUACCAUUUCUGUUAGUGCAUUACUACUUUCUUACCACUGUUUACUCAAUGCCUUACAAAGUUACAGUCACUUCCUCUUGGAGCUCAAUGGAAGAGAGCAAAAGAGGGGGUGUUUCCUAAUGCUGUUGUGAGAGUGCGAGAAGCAGCAGCCCACAAACCAAACCACUUCCACUCAACCAACUCCUCAAGGGGUGGUGCAAAACUAGGAACGGGAUAAGUCUCAGGGUGCAGAAGGUUGGAGAACUAAGCACCAGGCAGACUAUUUUGGAAGACCAGAAAGUUCCUCUGUCACCAAGCAACAUUCAAUUGGACCAUGAAUAUUUCUAAUAAUACAGCCCAGAAUAAAACCAGUUUGAUGGGUCCUCUCCCAGGAGCAACCGUCGGCCAGGUUGUCCUCUCACUCGCCUUCAUCCUGGGUCUCCCUGGCAACACCUUCGUUGUGUGGAGUGCAGGUUGCCUUGUCCACAAGCGCACCGUCACCUGCCUUCUCAUCCUCCACUUGGCCAUAGCUGACUUGAUUGUACUCCUCACGGCACCUAUCUUCCUGCGUUUUCUAAGUGUUGGCCAAUGGGAAAUGGGUGAAGUCAUCUGCCAGGCUUGCUAUUACAUCUGCGGAGUUAGCAUGUACGCCAGUGUUUCCCUCAUUGCUCUCAUGAGCCUUGACCGCUGCUUGGCUAUCUCCUGGCCAUUUGUCUCCCAGAAGAUCCGCACAAGAAGUACCAUACGCAUUUUGGUUUUUGCUAUCUGGGUGGCUGGCUUUUUCUUGGCCAUCCCUGUGCUCAUCUACCGAAGGGAGAAAAUUAUAGGUGGACGGCUCUACUGUCAACUCAGCUACCCUCCACCUGGAUCCAAGCGCUUGGUUUUCCACAAUCUCUUUGAAACCAUCACUGGGUUUGUUCUGCCUUUCAUUGCCAUAAUCUACAGCUACGGGACCAUAAGCCGACGGCUGAAGGAGACACGGUUCCGCCGGAAGCGACGGACAAACCACCUCAUCAGUCUCAUUGUGAUAGCUUUUGCUCUUUUUUGGCUCCCGUACCAUGUGGUUAACCUUUUGGAUGUGGUGGGUAUAUGGAGCAAUUCCGAGGUGGUGAAAAAAGCAGGAAUGAUAGGUAGACCUACAUUGAUUGCCUUAGCCUUCUUUAGCAGUAGCGUCAACCCCAUCCUUUAUGCUUUCAGCGGUGGCUCCUUUAUCCGGUCAGCUGGCUUUGGCUUCAUGGCCAAGCUCUUUGAAGGGACAGCCUCAGAAAUGUCCAGCAGCAGGCAUGGCACCAUGCAAGGAAAUCAACACAUUGGAAAUUCUAAGAUCAAACACUUAAAUCAGGAGAAUCCUGAAUUUCUGACUAUGUCUACUAACCCAACAACUGGUGGAUCAUGUCAAGAAGGUGGGGAUGCUUCCAAGCCCCUCCAGUCACCUUACAAACCCACUGAAGAGCAAUGUGAGCUUUGAACUCUCACAAUGGUUUCUGUAUGGUGAAAUGCUAGCUCUCUCUCGCCAUAUAUCCUCUUUACAUCAAUAUUAUGUGAGAAAGGCCAGUUCCGUUUUCUCAACAAGCCCUGAAGUACCAUUUCAUUCAAAAGAAAGGGUUCCUUCCAAUAAAGAAGAGUUCGCUGAGCAUGAACAGUAGCUUCCACUGCCAAGUGUUCAAAUCUUAGAGCAGCAAUUCUGUGUCAUAUUUUCUAAACCAAAGCUUGCAAACUAGUCCAUGAACAUUGGUGGUUCAGUCCUAGAAUUCUAGCCUGAGACAUGAGAGGCUUGGAUUCAAUUCCUCAUCAAUGCAACCGUGUGUGUGUGUGUGUGUGUGUGUGUGUGUGUAUUGUGUGCAUAUGGGAGAGUUGGACUGGACUGGGCCUUAUGGUAUCUUCCAACUCUAUGAUUCUAUGAUUUUAAAUUGAUCUUUUGGAACUACAGUUGCAGGAUCAGGUUACCAUGCUUUUUGAGGAUUUUGAAGUGAUAGUCACCCGUUCUAUUAUUUCCCUUCAUUCCUUUCUAAAAUUCACCCACAAGCUCUGACUUAACUGGAGUGUUUAGAUAUCUUUUGCUGUUUCAUUUUAGUUUUUAAACACCACUUUGGGCCCCAAUCCUGGGAGAAAAGUGUUAAAAAGAAAUAAUAAUCUCUUAUUCUAGAAGAAAACAAACUGUAUUUUUGGAUAAGGCAAAGAGAAGAUAAGAGCAUCCACCUACCAUCCACCCUCACACACCUUCAUUUCCUUUCAGCUCUUUCCUUUUUAUUCAUUUUUUGGAUCUGUUUUAUUCUCCAGAAGUUUUUAAUAUUAAUGGCUAUUGAUAACAUACACAGUUAUAAAAAGAAGCCUGGAAGGUUAUCUGGAGGAGAGAAGUUAGUGAGCAUUUGUGGGAGACAGUAAAGACUGACAAAGAAAAAAUGUGUUAUCUCCAUUCUCUUCCAUCCCUUCUCAUUUCAACGUACUUUGCUCAAAAGAUACAUAUAGAGAUGACUUCACCACUAGGUAAUGUGAGAUAGUCACUUUAGGCUGCAGGUAUUUGAAGGUGGAAUCAAGGUAUUUGGGAAGAAAGUUGUGUGAAGGUUUCGCUGUUGGUACAGUUGGCUUCAGAAAGAGGAUAUCAUUUUGUUCCUUAGCCAACAAAGUGCCUUGGGUUUGCCCAAAGUGUUUAGCAAUGGGAAAAGGAUAAUUGGAACCUUAGAUCCAAAUUCAGCUAUUGGCCUUACCUGAGUAAAACUUACUGAUUCAAUGCUGAUGUAAAUUUCAUUGCUUUGGUGGGUCUGCUCCAGUUGAGAGCAACCAUUGGAAUCUUCAGAAAUCCAUUCUAUCAAACUUAGAUGAUAAAAAUAAUCUAGAGUGCUUUUUAUCAAUGUUAUUUACUUUGUAUUUUAAUAGAAAAAUAAAUACAUUAUUUACAUGUCACCAAUAAUAAAAACAUGCAUGUUACAA
Anolis carolinensis (green anole) is the source of this 3952-nucleotide messenger RNA. RefSeq names its product leukotriene B4 receptor (gene ltb4r). The transcript has 2 exons. Lineage: Eukaryota; Metazoa; Chordata; Lepidosauria; Squamata; Anolidae. Gene Ontology annotation, cellular component: plasma membrane. The record is from RefSeq and is a predicted model, not a curated record. The coding region runs from base 1356 to 2489 and encodes 377 amino acids. Gene Ontology annotation, molecular function: complement component C5a receptor activity; leukotriene receptor activity. Gene Ontology annotation, biological process: positive regulation of cytosolic calcium ion concentration; phospholipase C-activating G protein-coupled receptor signaling pathway; complement receptor mediated signaling pathway.